This is a messenger RNA of Haliotis rufescens (red abalone), 5637 nucleotides long. RefSeq names its product multiple epidermal growth factor-like domains protein 10. Lineage: Eukaryota; Metazoa; Mollusca; Gastropoda; Lepetellida; Haliotidae. The coding region runs from base 116 to 2929 and encodes 937 amino acids. The transcript is spliced from 21 exons. The record is from RefSeq and is a predicted model, not a curated record. Gene Ontology annotation, molecular function: scavenger receptor activity.
AGAGGCCAUAUUUUCCUCAUAAGUCCUGUAUUUUAAAGCUUCUCAUUAUAGCAUACUUCUCAGCACACAGUUGGGGAUUACAGAAAUGAUCUGAGAUUUUCCUGACAGACAUGCCAUGGAAGGGAUCCUGCUGGGAGCGAUUGUGGUCUCUGUCACUGUGUCUCUGACAGCCUCAGAGUGUCACUGUAACACCACAAGCGCCUGCACCGUAUUCCCCUCCGCUCCUUGUAGCCAGGUUGGCAGUCCAGACAGAUGCCAUGAAGGAUGGUUUGGUCCGUACUGUCAGAAACAAAAUGUGGCUUUGGGUAGACCUUCCACCCAGAGUUCCACAUACAUUGAAAAUACAGAGAAGACAAGUAAUCUAAACCAUGCAUUCCAAGCACACUAUGGAGUAGAUGGCAGAGCUACCACAUCCUUCUAUAGUACACCACUGACGUGUACACAUACAGCCGCUGGAGAUCAACACCAUACUUGGACUGUGUACCUGAACACCUCCAGCACAGACCGGAUACAACACAUCAGACUCUAUCUGCGUGAUGACCGUCAAGAGAGAAGCAACGGCAUGGAGAUACUUGUGGGCAGCCAGAUGUGUUACAACUGGUCGCCAACUGAACAUCCUCCUCCUAUAGCUAACGUCUCCUGCCGUCAGCCACUGACAGGCAACAACGUCACUAUACGGGUGCCAGGUGGCUUCGAUUUACACCUUACUUUGUGUGAGAUGCAAAUAUUCGUGUGCAGUGACGGCUGGUUUGGCACAGACUGUGACAAACAGUGUCGUUGUCUGAACAACACGGGAGUCUGUGACAAGAUCACAGGACAGUGUCUUGGUGGCUGUGCUCCUGGGAACAGUGGCAUGGAUUGUCAGACACCAUGCCCAGACGGACGUUAUGGUGCCAAUUGUGCGUCUCAGUGUGGUCAUUGUCUGGAUACUGAUGUCUGUGACAAGAUGACAGGGAAAUGUCCUAGAGGAUGUCUGUUAGGAUGGUCGCCAUAUCUCUGUUCACAGUCUUGUCAAGACGGCUCCUAUGGUAUCAACUGCUCCUCCCAAUGCGGCAACUGCCUAAAUGGAGACAUAUGUGCCAAGACCACAGGGACAUGUCCAAGUGGAUGUGCACAAGGGUGGACUACUGAUACGUGCUUGAUUUCUUGUCAAAACGGUUCCUAUGGUAUCAACUGCUCCUCCCAGUGCGGAAACUGCCUAAAUGGAGAUGUAUGUGCCAAGACCAAAGGAACAUGUCCGAGAGGAUGUGCAUCAGGGUGGACCAGUGAUACGUGCUUGAGUUCAUGCCCAGACGGACGUUAUGGUGCCAAUUGUGCGUCUCAGUGUGGCCAUUGUCUGGACACUGCUGUCUGUGACAAGGUAACAGGGAAAUGUCCUCGAGGAUGCCUGUCUGGAUGGUUACCAGAUCUCUGUUCACAGGCUUGUCAAGACGGCUCCUAUGGUAUCAACUGUUUCUCCCAGUGCGGAAGCUGCCUAAAUAGAGAUGUAUGUGUCAAGACCACAGGGAAAUGUCCAAGAGGAUGUGCACCAGGGUGGACAACUGAUACGUGCUUGAGUUCUUGUGAAGAUGGCUCCUGUGGUAUCAACUGCUCCUCCCAAUGCGGCAACUGCCUAAAUGGAGACAUAUGUGCCAAGACCACAGGGUCAUGUCCGAGAGGAUGUGCACAAGGGUGGACUACUGAUACGUGCUUGAGUUCUUGUCAAGAUGGCUUCUAUGGUAUCAACUGCUCCUCCCAGUGCGGAAACUGCCUAAAUGGAGAUGUAUGUGCCAAGACCACAGGAACAUGUCCGAGAGGAUGUGCACCAGGGUGGACCAGUGAUACGUGCUUGAGUUCAUGCAGAGACGGACAUCACGGUGUCAACUGUCGAUCUCAGUGUGGUCACUGUCUGGAUACAGAUGUCUGUGACAAGGGGACAGGGAAAUGUCCUAGAGGAUGUCAGCCUGGAUGGUGGUCAGAUCUCUGUUCACAGGUUUGCAGUGACGGUCGCCAUGGACACCACUGUCAGUCCGAGUGUGGUCAAUGCAAAGGAAACCUGCCUUGUAACAAGAUCAAUGGAACAUGCGACCAGGGAUGUCAGCCAGGGUUUCAAGAACCCACUUGUAAAGAAUGCGUUGAUGGUAUGUACGGGGAUGACUGCAUGUCACGAUGCGGUCAAUGUAAAGACGCCCUGACCUGUGAUAAGUCCAGUGGGGAGUGUGCUGAAGGAUGUCAGGGCAACUUCAUGGAGCCCUUGUGCCAAGUUUGCAGUGACGGUCGUCAUGGACACUACUGUCAGUCCGAGUGUGGUCAAUGCAAAGGAAACCUGCCUUGCAACAAGAUCAAUGGAACAUGCGACCAGGGAUGUCAGCCAGGGUUUCAAGAUCCCACUUGUAAAGAAUGCGUUGAUGGUAUGUACGGGGAUGACUGCAUGUCACGAUGCGGUCAAUGUAAAGACGCCCUGACCUGUGAUAAGUCCAGUGGGGAGUGUGCUGAAGGAUGUCAGGGCAACUUCAUGGAGCCCUUGUGCCAAGAAUGCGUUGAUGGUAUGUACGGGGAUGACUGCAUGUCACGAUGCGGUCAAUGUAAAGACGCCCUGACCUGUGAUAAGUCCAGUGGGGAAUGUCCUGAAGGAUGUCAGGGCCACUUCAUGAAGCCCCUGUGCCAAGAGUGUGUGUGUCCGGCAACACCAGGAUGUUUAAACCGGGAAGCGCCAGUUGUAGCAACGCUCGUUACACUUCUCGUCUUGAUGGUCGUCGCUCUGUUGACAUCCAUCUUUUACAACAGAAGACUGACGCGGCAACUGUCUGCUUCACUAAAGAAGGUUGAAGAUAACUACAUUUCUCUAGAUGAGAAGACCAAAGACCCAGUUGUGGAAAACACAUAUGAACACAUUGGUCAUGUCAGUCCUUAUGUUAAUGCAGAGGAAGUCCAUCAGGGCCGAAUUUGAACUGAACACUUAAAAGCUACAAAUACAUGUCUGUUUAAAAGCAGAGUCCAUUGUACGAUUCCGCCAAUGUCAAACAUUUUCAGGUGUUUCAGAGUUUCAGGUGGACAAUUUAAUAGCCAUGAUAUUUGUUUUUACUGGUGUCACGUGUGGUGGAAGAUACGUUCACCUUUUCGCGAACACCUGUCCAUGGUAUGGUCAAAGUUUAUAAGUCAUUCAUAAACACAUGCCUAUGAUACGGUCAGAAUCGUAUAAUGGACUCUUCUUUAAGUACAAAUUCCUCAUGGUUAUUGAAGUGUUGUUUCGCUUUUAUUAACAAUACAGCUUUGACUGCUGUGUGCUCAUUCUAUGUGGUCGAUUGGGACAUGUGCUGUUCUGAACAGUUACCAGACUUUAAAACAUAGUUCUACCACAUGUACCUUGGACGAACAAAUGUUUCAUCAUUAGAAAUGUGCAUGCAUAAAAAAUGUGUUCCUUAUUGUCCGCAUGAACCCAUUCGAAACACACAGAGAAGUGGUCGAGGCUUCUUUAUGACAAGGAACUGUUGAAAUAAUUUAGGUCACAGAAUGUAAACGAUGAAUAUUUUUAGCUGUGUAUGUGUAGUUUGUUCAACAUAUCUCCUGGGACUAUGUUGGUGAAUAAUAUACAGCAUGUUGAACACAUGCUCCAGCGACAGUGUUGCUUACACAUACAGGAUUAAAAUACGAUAUAAAAAAUGAUAUAAAACAUUCUUUUAUUAACCAUUCCCUAUUCCCUAUAGACUUGUACCAUAUGUUCCCCUGUUUUUUUCAGAUGAACAAUUGACUUGCUUUUGCAUGUGUUUGUGACGAGUGCCACCGGGUGGCCAGGAUAAGCUCACAUUUUUGUGAACACAUGGCAUGAUUUCUAUUUGAUGAUGAUUCAUAAAUACAUAGUCGGAAUCGUACAAUCGACUCUGCUUUAUGCAGAGAUUUCUAUUGGAUAUUGAGAGGGUUUUGUCGUUUAUUUAUAUCUCUUUUUGAUUUCAUUGCUACACUCAGGGAGUGCAUUUUGACCAAUAUAAGAAUACUUAUGAAAGAAGGCCUUCUUAAAUGAAUGUCGCAUUACCUCUACUUGACCUUGUAUCUUUCUUCCUGGUUGUCCUCAUCGAGUUGCACGCUGUUCAGUCAGUUUCGUACGGUCUCUCCUUGAUUAAAUGGUAGUUUCUCUUUUGAUAGAAGGUUGUAACUGAUUUGAUGAAAUAUGAAGUUGUAACAUUAUGCAAUCAUAUUAAUACUGUGUUUCUCACAACCAGCCAUAACAUAUUUCAUACAUAUAUUAUGUGGGUGGUCUAUGAGGUGGCUGUUCCUUGAAUCCGUCUGUAUUCCUUUUUCAUAAACAUUUUCCCUUGUUCAAAUUGAAAGAUUCAUAGGACUGUUUGUUGGAGCGAAAAACGAACAACAUGUAACAAUAACUUUUCCUCUUUUUCGCCAACGGAUACAAAUACAUUAUUUUCAUUAUAUUUUCUAUGUACAUUGUGAACCCCUCAGUGCAUAUGUACAAUUGUUAUGGAGGCGAGGGAUAAGCCUUGCGGAUAAAGCAUUCACUUGUCAAACUGAAGACCAAAGAUACACAGAUACAGUGUGUGAAUCUAAUUCCAAGUGUUCCUCGAUAUGAUAUACAUUUUUUAAUAUUGCCCACAGCGAUGCAACUGUAACUAUAUCCCUGCAUUGAAAUAUUCAUAAAAUGUAAAACACCCUUCUUUAGUUUCAUAUCUGAGUUGCCAUCGAUACCUGCGAAAAUGAAAGUACAAGACCACUGUAUGUUUUGCUGAGACUAGGUCAUAUUAUAGGAUUUAAAAGACACAGAGGCGCAAAUAAGGGAUAGUCAAAUAACCAGUUGAUGCUCGAUUUUGGUUUCUAUAUUUCAACAUAUAUAUGUCUCUUUGUGAAAAAACCAAACGUGUUUCAUCAGAAAAUUAAUACGAUUUUUAGAAAUUGACUAUUUUAUAUGGUAAUAUAUAGUUGGUAGAGCUUAGUUUGUUAAAGGCCUAGGUGCAUAGCAGUAUAUGCAUAGAUAUUUGUCAUAAAUGUGUACCGUCAUAUCAUGUGUUACUCAUUCCAGGUCAGUAGCAGGUGUAUUGGAAUCAUAUUCUAGUACAUGAAUCCAAGUACACAUUUUUGUGGGGUUUUGGUCUCAUUUUUUAAACUGUGGUCCAGCAGCCUGACCAGUGAACACCAGUAUGUUGUUUAACCUUGGUGUUUUUAUCAAACAUCAUGAUCAGUCACGACCUUUCUGACUGGACUGACCGUAGUCAUUGGAAUGAAAUAAUAUCAUGUUUGUUUACUUAGUCUGCCAGAUCAGCGAGAAAAUAUUCAUAUGUCAUUUGGCUUUUCUUAUAAAAUAACAUGUUUAUCUCAUCUCGUGACGUGUCUCACAAAUAUCAGUUUUAUCCAGUCACUCCAUGAGACAAACAUGUUAUUUAACAAUAAAAACAAAAUAUCCUUUACGUAUUGAAUUGUGGAUUCUGGGAUUGUCCUACUGGUAUUUGUUUAUGAAAUAUAAAUAUGACAAAAUGAAAGCCCGGUAGUUGCUGCGUUCAAUACAAAGAUAUCUAGAGCAGGUUAUAGAAAGAGUCCAAUAGUGUUUAUUUUUAUGAUAUGCUGUACGCUGAAAUCAAUUAUCACAUACUCAUAUAUGCUUUUCAUUCAAAUAUGCCCUAUAUCAAUAAAUUCGAAAUAAUAUUUGUUAUA